Molecule: messenger RNA, 1471 nt
Organism: Cyclopterus lumpus (lumpfish)
Lineage: Eukaryota; Metazoa; Chordata; Actinopteri; Perciformes; Cyclopteridae
Gene: map6a
Product: microtubule-associated protein 6a
Exons: 5
Coding region: 1-1377 (458 amino acids)
Biological process (GO): cytoskeleton-dependent intracellular transport; microtubule cytoskeleton organization; regulation of microtubule cytoskeleton organization
Cellular component (GO): microtubule; Golgi-associated vesicle; cis-Golgi network
Molecular function (GO): calmodulin binding; microtubule binding
Source: RefSeq, a predicted model, not a curated record
AUGGCGUGGCCCUGUAUCAGCAGGGCGUGCUGCAUGGCCCGCUUAUGGAACCAGCUGGACAAGGCUGACAUUGCGGUGCCUUUGGUCUUCACCAAGUACACGGAUGUCUCGGAGAUGCAGCACAUCCAGCUGCAGCCGCCGCUCCGCCCUCCCCAGGGCCGGGUCACCAUAGAAACGCAGCCGUCUCGCGCGGAGACACGCGCCACAACACGGCCGCCGCGCAGGUGCGUCUCCGAGGAGCGCGUGUGCAGCUCGGUGUCGCGCGAGGACUUUAAGCACUGGAAAGUUCGACCGGAGCCGAGCUGUAAACCCAAGAACGAGUACCACGAACCGGAAACGCCGUUCAACAGCGAGACCCAGUACCAGAAGGACUUCAAACCCUGGCCCAUCCCGAAAAGGUACGACCAUCCCUGGAUACCCAAACAGCUUCCCUCCGACGACCGGCCUCCGGACCGGUCCAGGCACGCGAAGCAGCCGGCGGAAGCGGACAGCGGCGUGGAGAAGAGCGCUAUCGCCGACCAGGUGCAGGAGAAAGACCUCCCGCAGGGGCAGGAAAAGAAAACCAAGUCCAUUAAGCAGGAGGGGCAGAAGAAAGUUGUCCUGAAGGUGGAAGGAGAGGGCAAAGGGAGGGCGGCGGCGGAUGCUGUGAACAGGCAGAUCAAACAGGAGAUCACAGCCGACAGCUCGUACAAAACUGAGUACAAGGCUUAUAAAGAUGUGAAGCCGGCAAAGAUGAUCCGGGCCAGGUCCCAGUACCUGCCACCGGAUGAGAAGACCAGCCUAGAGACCAGCUACAGUGCCACAUACAAGGGCCAAGCCCCACUGAAGUCUGCGGACAACAAGGCCCUGGAGAGGAGGAGGAUACGCAGUUUGUACAGCGAGCCUUACAUAGACCCCAUCAAACAGGUUGACAGGUACAGUGCCCUUCGCACUAAGCCCAAAAGGCCCGGAGCCGCAGCGGCGACCAAGCCAGCGAAGAAAGCCAAAGAUAAGCAGAGCGCCGCGCUGAGGGGCUCCAAGAAGACGGCCUCUGAGAACCAGCUCGAGAACCGGCCAGCGGUGGGGGACAAGGAGAAAAGUAAAGAGAUGAACAACAAACUGGCUGAGGCAAAAGAGGUUGUGCUAAAACAGUACCACUACAUACAGCUCUGCCAGCCAAUCCGAGAUAUUGGCUGGGUGCAGACUCUAAAGCAACACCUGUGGGGCUGUGCGCUACCCAAUCCAAGAGACGCUAAGGACGAGGUUCUCCGACCCGGUCAUCAUCAUACCCAGGGUGCUGCUGGAGGAGAACCACCAGCACCACUGCUGGAGAGAGCCGAGCCUCGGAAGAGCAGCGGAGUCGUACGCUUUUCCCUAGAUGGCAACCAGACGGAGUAGCUCUGCCCGUGAGGACGAAGGCAGAUACACCUACAGACUGAUGCUCUGUACUGUAAAUAUUUAGGAUUUGCAACUGAGUUGGAUUAAGACAAGA